Molecule: messenger RNA, 594 nt
Organism: Emericellopsis cladophorae
Lineage: Eukaryota; Fungi; Ascomycota; Sordariomycetes; Hypocreales; Bionectriaceae
Product: Puromycin N-acetyltransferase-like protein
Exons: 1
Coding region: 1-594 (197 amino acids)
Molecular function (GO): acyltransferase activity, transferring groups other than amino-acyl groups
Source: RefSeq, a predicted model, not a curated record
AUGUCCUCCAUCCGCCCUGCCACAGAAGCAGACAUCCCCGCCCUCCUCGCCGUCUUCGCCUCCGCAUUCUCCACCUCCGUCUUCAACGCCACCUGCUUCCCUGACUCUGACCCCCUCUCGCACCAGACAAAUCGCGCCAGCAUCGCCGCCGACCUCGUCCAUACCACCCUCCUCGAGCGCGUCUCUCCCGAUGGCGUAACCAGGGAAGUGCUCGGCUGGAUGAGCUGGAAGCGACGCGACACCACGACCCGCCACGUCGUGCGCGCAGAGCGCUUCCCCCCCAGCGGCGAUCCGGAGCUCGCCAGACGCUUCUUCCAGGCCAACGUGGACGCCGCGCUUCGCCACAUGCAACCACCCUACUUCCACCUCAGCAUCAUUGUCGUCCGGCGCGACGCGCAGGGUCUAGGCGUGGGAGAACAGCUCAUGCGCCACGGACUGGCGCGCGUCGACGCGGAGGGUCUGCCGAGCUAUGUCAACGCCUCACGCGCGGGCAAGGGGUUGUACGCGCGGCAUGGGUUCCAGACGGUGGAGGAGACGCAUUUGGGGGAGCAUAUUGCCAUCUGGCACAUGAAGAGGGAUGCGACGCGCAAGUAG